AUGCCAAUCACAGCCCCGCCCAUCAGGCUCCUGCCUGAGUCUGUUAGCGCACGAAUGCGCAGUACCUUAACGAUAGCGAACAUAUCCGACGUGAUAUCAGAGCUGCUCCAGAACGCAAUCGACGCCGGAGCUCGCAACCUGGCGAUUACCGUGAAUCUGGGUAGGAACAGCUGUGUGCUCGAGGAUGACGGCCAUGGGAUAGCUCCGGAGGAUAUGCUCCUUGUGGGACAGGAAUAUGGUGGCUAUCUAAUCUUUCUACCUUUACAAUUCUGCAUCCCUCAAAUCGUGGCUGACGUUUCCUCCGUCGUCGUCAUCGGGUAGCUACCUCCAAGCACCCGUCCACCGGAGACUUUGGCUUCCGCGGACAGGCUUUAUCGGCUAUUUGUGGGCACUCCUUAACUACGAUUACUUCGCGAGUGGAGACGAGUAGACGGACGGUUAUGCGGAGGGUGUCGUAUGGUCGUGAGGUGUUUACUGGGGCAGCGCCGGAGCACCUGGGACUCGGGAGGUCGGGUACAGUGGUUAGGGUUGAGGGAUUGUGGGGGGACAUGCCGGUGCGAGUGAAGGUCAGAGAGGGCGCGGAUGUGGACAAGGAGUGGGAUGACAUGAAGCGGGGGAUCGUGAUGGUGCUCCUGAGCCGUGGUGGCGUGGGUGUUGUUGUCAAGGAUGAGAACGGAGACGUGAAGGUUAGGGUUAGGGCUGUUGUGGGGUCCGGAUGGGAGGUCAAGGUAUUGAAGCAGGUAUACGCUAUCGAUAUAGAUGGGUGGGAGAAGGUGGUAGCAAGGAUGGGUGGGAUCGGAAUAGAGGGCCGGAUUUGCACGCGGGGCAGUGCGAGCAAGGGGUUUCAAUACCUCUGUAGGUUGGUCUUCAUAUUUAGCUUGGACAUUGACUGAUAUGGAGCACCGAAGAUAUCAAUGGGUAUCCUGUACCUAUGGGGACGACCUUGCUACAUGAGGAGAUCAACCGGCUGUUUGCUUCUUCCUCUUUCGGUGUGACAGAGGAGGACGAUGGAGCAAAGAGGCCAAAGGGAAAUCCGAAGAAAGGUGCCGAUAGGUGGGCCAUGUUCGUGCUGCGUCUUGAAUGUCAGCGGCGAGAAAUGGAUGUCAUAGGUGGUGAAGGUGGGACAGAGGGAAAAGCUGGGCUGGAAGGUGAUGUUAGUCGCACCUCUGGGUCUGUGUAUUGGCUCCUACUAAAAAAAUAAACAGAACCUUAGCGCUGCAAUCGGCCUCCUGCAAAAGCUCAUCCAUGAAUUCCUAAAAACUCACUAUUUCCGUCCUGUCCCAGCUACGACUGCGAAACCCCAAAGAGGCGAAGGGACCACCAUUCGUGCACCUCCACAAUCAGCGUUAGAUCUGCUAGGCGGGCCCCGGCAAAGAACACCACUAGGUACCCUCCGCAGGAGUACCAAUGCAGCAUCGUCUCGAACUAGAGAUACCGGGGGAUCCUCAAAAAGUGGGGACCUCGGAAUACUGGCAAGCUGGAGCAGAGUCAAGUCCGCCCGAGUCGAUCCAAGGGAGGAAGGGGGCAGACAGGGCUCGGGAUUUUCAAAAGCGUCUACAUUCUCACCCCCACACCCACCCACUGGAUCCCACCCCACACCGGGGAAGGGGAGGAGAGGGGGCUCGACAGAUGGCCCCGGGGCACCCUCCGAUGAGUUUUUCGAGUGGAGAGACCCGGUAUCGCAGAAGACGCACACAGUCAACUUCCGAACUGGAAAUACGGUGACGGCCAAGGGCCCUGCGCCCGGUAUGUCUCUGGUUAGAGUAGGGAUGAAGAGGCCUUCAACUGGGGAUUCCUUCCUGGGGCAGAGACUCGGCGACGACGGCAAUAGCAGUAAGAGGGCGCGCACAGAACCGCUACCGGAGCCCAAGAACCCACCAGGGCCGUUUAUAGAAAAUCUUCUCAGGGUAACAUCUGCCUACUUGUAUAUUCACAACCAUAAACACAACUAAUCAUAUAUUUCCAGGCCUGGGAAAAUCCGGUCUUCAAACCAACAGAUGCUCCAAUACCCCGGAUCACACUUCACACCUCCGAAUUUGUGCCUGGAUGUGCCCACCCAGCGACCAACUCGCCGUUAUUUGAGACUGCUUCGACGUUAGGAAAACUAACCAAAACGGGUCUCCGAAAUGCGGAAGUCAUCUCACAGGUAGACAAGAAGUACGUCUUGAUAAAAAUGGCCGGAAUAACUACUUCCUCAUCCCCAGAUCCGUCCGGCCUCUUGGUGAUAGUAGACCAGCACGCCGCGGACGAGCGCGUUCGCGUGGAAGCCUUGUUUACGGAGCUAUGUUCCCCAGAAGGGAAGCCACGGGGAGACCAAACAGGGACACUGGGCGGGAACCUAACGUACAAAAUCUCGCACAGAGAAACAGAGUUAUUCACCCGCCACCGCGCUUCAUUCUCCGAAUGGAAGAUACACUACACCAUCACAAUCGGCGGGAGAGAGGAGAAAGAGGAUCCGAAGCAAAACACGCUAACAAUAACCUCCCUCCCGGAAAUGGUCUCCGACCGCUGCGCCUCCCAACCAUCACUCGCCAUAGACAUCCUCCGCCGACAUAUCCCCGUUCUCGAGGAUACCUCCACCAUGGCACUCCCUAGCUCGACCCCGACCGCCUCGUCUUUAGACCCUCAUGCGCCGCUGCUUUCACGUUGCCCAGCCGCGCUGGCAGAUAUGGUCAACUCCCGCGCCUGCCGCAGUGCAAUCAUGUUCAACGACCCUCUGGAGCUCGGCGAGUGUCGCGUGCUGAUUGGCAAACUGGCGGAAUGUAAGUUUCCGUUUCAGUGCGCGCAUGGGAGGCCUUCGAUGAUUCCGUUAUUGGACCUUAGUUGCGUUGGGGCAGAGCGUAGGGUUGGGAGGGGGGUGGCGUUUGAAGAGGUGGUGAAGGGGAGGAGUGGUGGGUUUAGGAAGGAUUUUGGAAGGUGGGUGGAGAGGGAGAAGGAGAGAGUGUGGAACGGGGGUGGUUAG
This is a messenger RNA of Tuber aestivum (summer truffle), 2962 nucleotides long. The record is from the annotation of a GenBank genome assembly. NCBI's taxonomy places the organism in Eukaryota, Fungi, Ascomycota, Pezizomycetes, Pezizales, Tuberaceae.